Messenger RNA from Macroventuria anomochaeta, 1200 nucleotides. Its product is annotated as concanavalin A-like lectin/glucanase. Lineage: Eukaryota; Fungi; Ascomycota; Dothideomycetes; Pleosporales; Didymellaceae. The transcript is spliced from 2 exons. The coding region runs from base 266 to 886 and encodes 206 amino acids. The record is from RefSeq and is a predicted model, not a curated record.
GACAGACGGUACCGAACGAAAGUGAUCGACGGGAUGGCUCGAUCAAAUCCAAGCGAAAACGAAGAACACGACCAGUCAUCCCAAUUCUUCGAUUUCACGUGCCCAACACGCCAUGUGUGUGCUCAACGUGCAGCAGUAACGUGCAGGUCGACCCGAACGUUGGGUGAUGCGUUGAUCCUGGUCGAUGGCAGCAUCAUAACACCGUAUGCCUAAUCCAGGGGAGCAAUGCAGUUCCUGUUCCUGCCGAUAUGCAGCGUCAGCGGAGAUGAAGCUCGCACCUGGAACGGUCCCCCGAACGGUGAGCCUUUGUUACGACGACGGUGACAUCUACACGAAUACGACCGCCUAUCAUGCGUCUGUCUCGAGCGGCGCGGUCGCCGAGAAGCUUCUCUACCGCAACACUUUCAGCAAUAGCUCCUCGAUCUCUUCCUGGAUUACCGAAGGCCCUGUUACUGCCAAUGUAACCAAUUAUCAAAGGGAGGAAUGCGCGGAGUCUAUAAGAAGAGCCGCAGUGAAGGUGCUGGUUGACACCAACAACACCCUCACACUCGGCGGUGCCGGCAAGAUCGACGAUUACUUCGUCUACUGGCUGUCCGAAGUUUUUCCUGGCCGCAUCAGGAUCUCCUGGGACUUCCAACCUAUUCAAGAGCUCGGACUUGCUAUGUUCUUCUUCGGUGCAACAUCAGUCUCAGGUGGAAGCAUUUUCGAUCCCAGCCUCAAGCCGUGCAAUGGAAGCUACCCGCAGUACCACUCCAGCGACAUCAGGCUGCUGCAUGCGAGCUACUUCCGCAGGAAAUGGCCUGAGGAGAGGCAAUGCCAUGUUGCAAACUUCAAAAAAAAGCACUGGGUUCAAUUUCGUUGCGCCGGGUGUGGAUCCACUUCUUGAUGUUGCUGAUACGCAGGGUGCAUACUAUAAGAUUACGGUUGUGAAGGAUAAGAGGGAGGCGAGCUUCUACAUCAACGGUUUGGAGAUCUUCAAGUUUGAUGAUACUAAAACGAACACUGGACCUGCUGUGAGGGAGGGGAGGAUUGUGUUCCGUGGUAUGCAGCCAUUGAUUGCCAAGUAUCGUAAUCUGGAGGUGGGGUCGUUGUAGCAAAAGAGGGCGUAGUACAACGGCAUUACAAGCCAGUGCCACUAAAUGAUUAGUUUCCGGUUGCGUGCGACCAAUUGAGGUUUCGCAGAUUAUUCUAAUUGCGUCG